Molecule: messenger RNA, 468 nt
Organism: Hypoxylon fragiforme
Lineage: Eukaryota; Fungi; Ascomycota; Sordariomycetes; Xylariales; Hypoxylaceae
Exons: 1
Coding region: 1-468 (155 amino acids)
Source: RefSeq, a predicted model, not a curated record
AUGUCUCUCUUCCAGACUCUGAACACUACUGGCAAUGUGCCCAUUGUCAUCCACCAGGGCGGCCAGCAGCCAAUCUAUGUCCAGACCCCGGGCCAGCCUCAGCCUGGCAUUACUGUUGUCGGCCAGCAGCCCCAGGCUGCCGCCCAGCCUAGUGUAUUCCCGCCUCAAAUGGUAGCCAAUGCCACCAUGCCCGGCGCCUUCCCCAGCGGUGUCGCUCCCGACGUCAUGGGAAUUGGCAAGACUGGAACUGAAGUCCAGAUGGAGCAGUACUACACUGCCUUGAACAACGGCGCCCUUGAGGGCCAGGACAUCGCUCCUGCUGACCCCGAUCCUUCUCGCAUGUACUACGUCCGUGAGCUUGAUGGCGAGUGGACUCUUCGCAACCGCUUUGGUAUUGACAAUCUCGACGGCUGCCGUUGGUACGUCAUGCCUGGCGGCGUCUUCUACGCCGUCCGCACGCCCGAGUGA